GAUUCCUAAUUGGUCGCCGCGUCCGACCGAGAUAAACACGGCCGCGAGUAUAUAUAUAGUGGCAUUUAAGAGAAACUUCACGAACACUUUUACGCACGCCUCAAGAUGAGAGCGCAUAUUCAGAAAGGUCCUCAGAUUCUGGAGCUGCUGAAGAAGAAGUCUAUGGGGCUUCAGCACUGCAAGCCCACAUCCUCCGUGUGUGUGCUGGACUCGAAGGAUGCUGCGGAGAGCGCGCCCUGCGCACACAGUCUCGACUCCAUCCCUGGACCAACCAACUGGCCGCUGUUCGGAAGCCUCAUCGAGCUGCUCCUGAAAGGAGGUCUAAAAAGACAACAUGAGGCGCUGAUCCAUUACCAUAAGAAGUUUGGGAAGAUCUUCCAGAUGAAGCUGGGCUCUUUUGAGUCGGUUCACAUUGGUGCACCAUGUUUAUUGGAGGCUCUUUACAGAAAAGAGAGCAACUAUCCUCAGAGACUGGAGAUCAAACCAUGGAAAGCCUACAGAGACAUGCGGCAUGAGGCUUAUGGGCUGCUUAUACUGGAAGGAAAGGACUGGCAGCGGGUGCGCAGCGCUUUCCAGCAGAAACUCAUGAAACCGACCGAAGUCAUGAAACUGGACGGCAAAAUCAAUGAAGUUUCGGCUGAUUUGAUAAAGAGGAUCGGAAGAGCCCAAGUCAACGGGAAGAUCGAUGAUUUGUAUUUUGAACUGAACAAGUGGUCCUUUGAAACGAUUUGCUAUGUGCUUUAUGACAAACGUUUUGGACUCUUGCAAGACAGCAUCAGCAACGAGGCCAUGGAUUUCAUCACUUCAGUAAAGACGAUGAUGAGCACCUUUGGAUUAAUGAUGGUGACUCCCGUGGAGCUCCACAAGACCUUCAAUACGAAAACGUGGCAAGAUCACACAGCGGCCUGGGACCGUAUUUUUAGCACAGCUAAACUCUACAUUGAUAAGAAUCUGAAGAGGCAAUCAAACGGCAAAACCGGAAACUUCCUCUGCGACAUCUACCACCAGAGCCACCUGACCAAGAAGGAGCUGUACGCCGCCACAACCGAACUCCAGGUCGGAGGAGUGGAGACGACCGCUAAUAGCAUGUUGUGGGUUAUUUUCAACCUCUCACGUAACCCCUGCGCCCAAGCUAAACUUCUGAAGGAGAUCCAGGACGUGGUGCCUGCAGGAGAAACGCCGCGAGCCGAGCACAUCAAGAACAUGCCCUACCUCAAAGCCUGCCUGAAGGAGUCCAUGAGAGUUUCACCGUCUGUGCCGUUCACCAGCCGUACCUUAGAUAAAGACACCGUGCUGGGCGAUUAUACUCUGUCCAAAGGAACCAUCCUGAUGAUCAACAGUCAGGCUAUCGCUUCAAACGAGGAGUAUUUUGACAACGGGAAGCAGUUCAGACCAGAGCGCUGGCUUCAGGAGAAAAGCUCCAUCAAUCCGUUCGCACACAUGCCGUUUGGGAUCGGAAAGAGGAUGUGCAUCGGCCGGCGGCUCGCUGAGCUACAGAUCCAACUCAGUCUGUGCUGGAUACUACGUGACUAUGAGAUUGUGGCCACAGAUCAUGAGCCGGUGGAUGCGCUGCACGCAGGAACUCUGGUUCCCAGCCGAGAGCUUCCCGUGGCUUUUGUCCGCCGAUGAGAUACUAACCUGAACGGAUGACUCCAUAUAAACGGAUCUGACACAUUACGAGGCCUUUAUACUGCUGCUGACCUAUAGAAUGUAUCAGUCUCACACUUAUACCUCAAACUGUUUGUAUAUUGUGUUAUGAUACUAGCAAAUAAUUCCUCUAUUUAUUUACUUUAUUAAAAUGACAGCUUAA
This is a messenger RNA of Sinocyclocheilus anshuiensis, 1810 nucleotides long. RefSeq names its product 1,25-dihydroxyvitamin D(3) 24-hydroxylase, mitochondrial-like. The transcript has 12 exons. Gene Ontology annotation, molecular function: monooxygenase activity; heme binding; oxidoreductase activity, acting on paired donors, with incorporation or reduction of molecular oxygen. Gene Ontology annotation, biological process: C21-steroid hormone biosynthetic process; cortisol metabolic process; cholesterol metabolic process. Lineage: Eukaryota; Metazoa; Chordata; Actinopteri; Cypriniformes; Cyprinidae. The record is from RefSeq and is a predicted model, not a curated record. Bases 106 to 1629 code for a protein of 507 amino acids. Gene Ontology annotation, cellular component: mitochondrial inner membrane.